GCCAGGGCAAGCCACCUGAACGACGUCUUCCAGAAUGUCAACAGCGAAUGUGGUGAUCGCCUCGGCGAUGACAAUCUGUGCAGCGAUUCUCCCCAAACGGCGGCGCUGAAGCAAUGCGUCGAUGAUAACGCCAAGUGGGCGGCAACAACAGCUGCCUUGCGGCUUGUGGGCUAUUUGUCCGAGGACAGGUGCGAGAAGGUAUCGGACUACUUCAAGAGUGAGCAGCUGUGGAACAAGGAUUUGCCGAACAGGUCGCAGGUCGCAGGUCUAUGUUCAGAACUGUUAGGGGGUAUAGACUCUGGCUGAGACGAUAGAGGUUUCCAACGCUACCUCUAUGGUCCACAGAGGAAAAAGGGAUUGUCGCUUUCCGAUGGGGUCAGACGAGAGAC
Aspergillus neoniger CBS 115656 is the source of this 389-nucleotide messenger RNA. RefSeq lists its product as uncharacterized. The annotation marks the transcript as partial. The record is from RefSeq and is a predicted model, not a curated record. The transcript has a single exon. NCBI's taxonomy places the organism in Eukaryota, Fungi, Ascomycota, Eurotiomycetes, Eurotiales, Aspergillaceae.